AUGGAUCGACAGUUUAUCCGAUCGUUGGCGGAGCAGCAGCAGCAGCAGCACCGUACGGAAGAUCACCAACUUGACAAGGGUGUGCUGGAUGCUGACACAGUACAUCGGCCACCGUGCCAUACAACAGAGUUGGCAGUGGAAGAAAGCACAGAUGCGGUUACCGCUGCGGACAGCUCCAGCUCGGCUCGUGGUACCGCUAACGUUCGAUCCCGUGUACGGUACUGGCUGAACGAUAUCGUCGAUGAAAUGCGAAAGAAAAGUCCCGCCUCGGUACAGAAAUGGGUCGAUUCGAUACAAAUACCAACAGCUGGAAGUUCCGGAGGAUCGGCAGAUGUCGAUACCGUUGCCCCUACCAACACCCAGGAGGAUGAAGGUCCGCCGACGGCAUGCGAAUCAAACUUUUCUCGGUCGAAACAGUUAGCGGCUGCCGAUGGAUCGCAACAACCGGAUGGAUUAGAUCCUGAGCACGAUUGGGAGGGGACAGUAGAACCGCACGAAACGGAAAUGGAGCCGGAUGAUGAUCAGCAGCAGCUUGCCUUUUCUUACGAUACUCUAGACCGUUCCGAUCGACAGGAAUGUGUACUUAUCGAAGCUAACCUUAAAAAGAACGUUCCAUCGGAACCGGUAGAAAGCUCUUCUCUUGCCACCAGCACACCGAAAUCAAUCAAAUCCGACGAAGCUACAAAACAGUCGCCCGUAACGGAAGCAACACCCGGAUUGUCUAUUCGGAACUUUUUGUCAAAAAAAUCGCUCCUCGGCAAAUUUAGUCGAUCGGGGUCGAAUCUCGUCGAACAGAGUCCUACAAUGAGCGUGGCGGAGGGUGCGCUUUCUGCGGAAAAUCCGGACACGGGAAAGAAUACGGAGGAAGGAAUCUCGUCAGCGUCCUCACGCUUCGUGGCCGGUAAAAGCAAAUUAAACGAAUUUUACGACAAGCUCAACAUGAACAAAGCCAAGUAUGGAUUAAUUAAGGCAAAAAAGCUCGACAUUCGCCAAAUGCUCAGCGGCGGAAGUGGCAAUUGUGAUAGUACCGAUGGACGAAACAUGCACGAACCACCACCGCAGUCUUUACAUAUACAGCCAGCCGCAGAUGAUGGAGAGGACAGGGAGCUGGCAAGCGAGUCGGAACAUGAACGAUCCGUGUCACCGGUUCACCUGCACGAACCGUUGGAAGUGAGCGUGGUCGAUGUGGAUCCAUCCGAUGCGUACGAGUUUUCUUUCGACGAAUCGUUCCCCAAAUCAGACGAACUUAUCCCGGGCAUGAUCAGUGAGGAAGAUGAGGAAGAAAAGGAAAACAUACUCGAUGGCGGUGCGUCAGUGAUGGUGGGCCACGCGUACGAUGCGUACCUUAAUCCACCGAAACCCAAAACGCACCGUAUGGGUAUCGGACGUAUUGGGCGCAGUUCGAGUGAAAAUCCGCGGGCCACCGCACGGCGCUACAAUCUGAUGGAAAUCGGACGAAGCUUUAGCGAGAUGAACGAUGAUGAUGAUUCGUUUGCGAUCAGCGAGUGCAAUAAUAGCUGUCCGAACCCUUCGUCGCUUAAUACGAGCUCAAGCAUCAACAAUGGCAGCAUCAACAAUCUUACCCGCUCCGUACCGGUUAGUCCAAUACCGCGUACAUCCAGCAAGCUUAGCAUACAGCAGGAUCCACAGCAGCACCAGUUACAGCAGCAGCAGCAGCAACCGUCUCAAAGGCGUCGUAGUACGAUGCUGGUAAAGGAUAGUUCACUGCAAUCCGAUUCCAGUCGUUGCUCGAGUGUGGAAAGUUUGCUGAAUGCGCGCAAACCGGACCCGGAAAAGAUACUGCUCAAUCUGGGCUUUGGACCGGCACCGCACAGUACGGAUGUGUUGGCAAAGAUACCGAAACGGUUCCUUAAACCAUCCCAAGUGCGUGGAGUCGAUACGGAAGCUUUCCUCCGACAGCAGCAACUGUCGAUGCACAUCCAUGAGAAUAGUGUUCUCGGUUAUCGGGGACUAGUAGGUAAUCCGCACAUUCCGCCCUCGAUGAUUGUGGCCAAAAUUAUGGAACGGUUUCAGGAGAAUGACACUAAGACCCGGCUAACGGCCGCCGGUGUUCCGCUGCUACAGUCAUCCGACAGCCGCAAUUCGUCCGGUCCACCGUCACCAAUUCCGAUGACACGGCAUGCCUCUCUAGCGACGUCCGACGGUCGUCUCAAAUACUAG
This is a messenger RNA of Anopheles maculipalpis, 2181 nucleotides long. RefSeq lists its product as uncharacterized. Bases 1 to 2181 code for a protein of 726 amino acids. NCBI's taxonomy places the organism in Eukaryota, Metazoa, Arthropoda, Insecta, Diptera, Culicidae. The record is from RefSeq and is a predicted model, not a curated record. The transcript is spliced from 4 exons. Gene Ontology annotation, molecular function: signaling receptor binding.